AUGGCGAAGCCGUCAUUCGACAUCGUCAUCCCUCUCGAGGACGAUGCGGCCCUCACUGCCGACAUCCACCUCCGCGCCAUGGCGGAAGACGUCCUCACCAACGCGCAGUUUCCCAAUUCUCAAGCAUGGGAGUAUUUCCGCGAGUGGCUUGCGCGAAACACGAGGGAGCAUAUCCGGCACUCUGGCAAGGGAGUGCUGAUCGCGAGGGACCCGGCAACGGGCGACAUUGCGAGCUUCAUCAAGUGGCUGGAGUACGGACCAGGCGGCGAGGAUACACUGGCGCCCCGUACGGCGGCGGUGGAGGAUGAGUGGCCCGAGUUUUGUGGACGGUCGAUUCUGGAUGAGUAUGCGAACAUUGCGGGAGAUAUAAGGAGGAGAGUUCUCGGGCAGAAGGGCUAUUUUCACGUGACAUUUUUAUGUACCGACCCCAAAUGGGGCGGACGCGGUGCGGCAUCGGCCUUGUUGCGAGAGCUGGAGGACAUGGCAGAGGACGCUGGCAAAGCCAUCGUAUUGGAAGGUGUCAUGUCCGCUGUGCCACUUUAUAAGCGAUUAGGUUUCGAGACUAGACAGGAGCUGCAGAUGAUGCUGCCGCCUCGCGGGUCGAAGAGGCGGACAGAGCGGUAUCUGGAGCAUACAAUGGUCUGGACGCCGGCUUCACUAGACGCGGCGGCAUAG
Metarhizium brunneum ARSEF 3297 is the source of this 675-nucleotide messenger RNA. RefSeq lists its product as uncharacterized. NCBI's taxonomy places the organism in Eukaryota, Fungi, Ascomycota, Sordariomycetes, Hypocreales, Clavicipitaceae. Gene Ontology annotation, molecular function: acyltransferase activity, transferring groups other than amino-acyl groups. The record is from RefSeq and is a predicted model, not a curated record.